This is a messenger RNA of Wasmannia auropunctata (little fire ant), 1499 nucleotides long. Its product is annotated as aquaporin AQPAe.a-like. The record is from RefSeq and is a predicted model, not a curated record. Gene Ontology annotation, biological process: transmembrane transport. Gene Ontology annotation, cellular component: plasma membrane. The coding region runs from base 33 to 914 and encodes 293 amino acids. Gene Ontology annotation, molecular function: water channel activity. The transcript has 6 exons. NCBI's taxonomy places the organism in Eukaryota, Metazoa, Arthropoda, Insecta, Hymenoptera, Formicidae.
UCUAUCUUUAGUCUAUAAAAAAUAACGAUGCUAUGCGGUUCGCGGCGAUUUGUGCAGAGAUUAAAGUAAUAGUCAUAGUUAUGUCGAAAUCAGCGUCAGUGAUCUCCGUGCAGAGCGAUCGGAACAUCGAAAUGUGGAAGAUGCAGGAGAACACGUUGUCGAUGUUCGCGGCGGAAGUCGUCGGCACAUGUAUCCUCCUGCUCUGCGGUUGUAUGGGGAACGUCGGCAGCUUGGGAUCCACACCACCUCCGCCGCUGCAAACGGCACUCACCUUCGGUCUGACGGUGAAUCUCGUAAUUAUGACGAUAGGUCACAUAAGUGGCGCUCAUCUCAAUCCGGCUGUUACCAUCGGUGCCGUCAUAAUGGGCCUGAAGUCAAUUCCGACCGGUGUGAUCUACAUCUUGGGACAACUUGUCGGCGCCAUCAUAGGAUACGGACUUUUAAAAGUGGUAACGCCGACGGAAUUGUUCAACGACGGAAACCCGAACUCGACUGUCGGCGUUUGCGUUACGGUUGUUCAUCCGGGGCUUAGCUGCGUGCAAGGUUUAUUAGUCGAGGUGUUUUGCACGUUCUGCUUACUUUGCGCGGCUUGCGCCACGUGGGAUCUUCGAUGCGCUCACAUUACGGACUCGGUGGCCCUCAAAUUCGGCUUCUCAGUCGCCACCCUUUCCUUCGCGGCGGGCCCUUAUACCGGCUGCAGUAUGAAUCCAGCGCGGUCAUUUGCGCCUGCAUUUUGGAAUAGUUCUUGGAAGGAUCAUUGGAUUUAUUGGGUUGGUCCUAUUUUGGGAGGUUUACUUGGAACCUUUGCCUAUCAAGUGCUGUUUGCCGAAAGUCACCUAAGCAGGAAAAAAUCCAGUUCAAAUGAUAAAAAUUCGUUUAACUUGUCAACACAGUCGAAUAAUAUAAUCAUGUAAUAAAAAUAACAGGCUUAAUAAUUUGUUAUAUAUAAUUCAUGAACGAAGCUAUAGUAUAAUAUUAAAAUUUUUAAUAAUAUUUUACAUGACAAAUAAUAAUUACAUAAUUAUUUAUUACGUAUCAUGCUUACUUUCUUUAUCGUCUAUUGGUCAUGCUUUCUUCAGAGUAACUGCAAGUUUUACUAGAUGGCAGAUGUAACGAUAAUCCUAAUAGGCUACUACAAUGAUACUUUUUUCAAUUAUUUUAUAUUCAUCUAAGUAAAAAAUCGUUGAAUCAUUCAAUCUAGUAUGCUAUAAUUGGUUUUCGUUCUUUUAAUAUUUCUAAUAUUUCGAAAAAUAACUUAUCUAUUAGUUUUAAUUACUUGGAGAGAUUAUUAAUAGUCUAUGAAUUCUCUUUUUUAUAACAAAGAAAGGCUUAUUAUUGUAUAAAUAAAUUAUAUUUACAAUAAUUGCGCUUAAUAUCGAUAUUGCAAUGCUUGAAUCGGCUGUAGACAAAGAAGAUCUGCGCCACAUAAGUUGCGCAAUGUUCUUGCGCUAUUAUAUUUAUCAGAUAACAAAAAAUUGAUCAAUAAAUUUUUAAUUAAA